CUCCGGCCAAUGAUUGUUAACCGAUUUCUUGUUAGCUCGAAUGGAAAUGUCCGUCUCUGUCUGAUUUUGUAUUUGUUGUCUGAGUCAACGAGUCUUGCUUAUCAGGAAGUGUCUAGUGGUUGAAACUUUAAAAAUAAGUCUUAAUAAUUCCGGCCUGGGCCACGUCUUGCUCUGCUCCCGACGACAAUGAACAGGCCAACGCGGUCUGUGCUGGCACCAGCUCCGGUGUGCGAAUUUGUUCAGCGGACAGUCUGUACCUGAACUGGUAACUGUAGAAGAUGGACGGAGACGGCACGACCACCGAUGCUUCCCAGCUGGGAAUGACUGGAGAGUACAUGGCAUCCAGUCACUAUGUUCUCCAGUCUCAAGAUGAUGAAGGAGAGGAGAAUCUGAAUGACCAUGACGAUGGCGGAAUUAAAGAGAACUACAGGGAACAGGACAUUUAUCUACCUAUUGCCAAUGUGGCUCGUAUCAUGAAGAAUGCUGUUCCUCAGACUGGAAAGAUAGCAAAAGAUGCCAAAGAGUGUGUGCAGGAGUGUGUUAGUGAGUUCAUCAGCUUCAUCACAUCGGAGGCGAGCGAGCGCUGCCACCAGGAGAAGAGAAAGACCAUCAAUGGAGAGGACAUCCUUUUUGCCAUGUCUACGCUUGGCUUUGACAUGUAUGUGGAGCCGCUGAAGCUCUACCUGCAAAAGUUCAGAGAGGCAAUGAAAGGGGAGAAGGGGAUGCCUGGGGUGGUGGUGGGAGACAGCCUGGGAGAGGAUCUCACAGAUGAUGGCUUCACAAAUCCACUGCCAGCCGGGAUUAUCACAGCCGAUGGACAGCAGCAGAACGUCAUGGUGUAUACCACCUCAUAUCAACAGAUUCCCACCGUACAACAGAUCCAGUUUUCAUGACAAGGACAUACUCCGAGCACGAACACAGGGGCUCUACACUGGGCUUCCAUUCAUCUGAUGACCUAAGCCCUGCCACAGAGUAAGGGUUACCAGACAGGGAGGAAGGAGGAAGAGGCAUCUACACAAACCCUCAUGUACAGAGAAAACAUUAUCUGUUGAGUACAAAGUGUUGUUUUUAGUUGUGAGGUACCAAAUGUUUUGGAGUGUUUCCGAAGCAGCUGGCCAAUGUGAGGCUUUAUUUAAAGGCUAGUCUUAUUGCAGGAUUUAGUGGUGGAAUUUUUUGUGUGUAUGUGUUUGCUUGUACUUAUUCUUUUCUCGUGAGUUGGGUGGUAGUAGGGGGAAAUGUUAUGCAGGAAGCUUAUUUUUGAAGGUCCUGUGUUUGAAUUGAGAGAUGUUGCUGUCAGAUCAGAUCAUACAGCUCUUUUGUAAGUUCGGAAAAUUUACGAUGUGCUUUAAUGUCAUGUGAAUCCUUUGAAUAAAUACUCGAGUAAAUGUUGAAA
Molecule: messenger RNA, 1393 nt
Organism: Limanda limanda (common dab)
Lineage: Eukaryota; Metazoa; Chordata; Actinopteri; Pleuronectiformes; Pleuronectidae
Gene: nfyba
Product: nuclear transcription factor Y, beta a
Exons: 7
Coding region: 279-893 (204 amino acids)
Biological process (GO): regulation of transcription by RNA polymerase II
Cellular component (GO): CCAAT-binding factor complex; nucleus
Molecular function (GO): DNA-binding transcription activator activity, RNA polymerase II-specific; protein heterodimerization activity; RNA polymerase II cis-regulatory region sequence-specific DNA binding
Source: RefSeq, a predicted model, not a curated record